Messenger RNA from Salvia miltiorrhiza (redroot sage), 1122 nucleotides. RefSeq lists its product as uncharacterized. The transcript is spliced from 4 exons. The record is from RefSeq and is a predicted model, not a curated record. Lineage: Eukaryota; Viridiplantae; Streptophyta; Magnoliopsida; Lamiales; Lamiaceae. The coding region runs from base 1 to 1122 and encodes 373 amino acids.
AUGAAUGCUAAUCCCACCCAAGAAUUUCAUCUCGAGGAGUUCAAAGUAGUUAUCGAUCAAAUGCAUCCUGAUAAGUCUCCGGGUCAGGACGACUACAAUCCGAAGCUCAAGCGUGUCCUUCCUCAUCUUAUUGAUCAUGCCCAGUCAAUGUUUGUUGAAGGUCGUCUCAUUCAAGAUAAUAUUCUUAUAGCCUUUGAAGCCAUCCACUCUAUGAAGAGGAAAACAAGGGUCUUACGUCGUUUGGGUUUUUGUGACAAGUGGCGCGGAUGGAUGAAUUUAUGCGUCCAUACUGUUACUUAUGAAGUUCUUAUUAAUGGUUCUCAUGUGGGUCCUAUUGUGCCGGGAAGGGGGCUUCGACAAGAAGACCCUCUCUCCCCCUAUCUCUUUAUUCUCUGUGCGGAGGGCUUAUCAGCGAUGAUACGCUAUGAAACUGACCGUGGGAAUCUCCACGGGAUUCAAAUGGGGCGUGGAGGUCCUGCCAUCUCUCACUUCAUGUUUGCCGAUGAUUGCAUCUUUUUUUGUCGUGCUUCUACUGUGGAAUGUAGAAUUCUUAAGAGGGUGUUGGGUGAUUAUGAAGCUGGGAGGAUCGCCUUUUCUUUGAAUACUGGACGUUACUUGGGUCUCUCAUCUCUUAUUGGGAGAAAGAAAUUUGAGAUCUUCCAAUAUCUCUGUGAUCGCAUGUGGGAACGCAUCCAAGGUUGGAACGGGAAGAAACUCUCUAAAGCGGGAAAAGAGAUCCUCAUUAAGGGAGUUGCUCAAUCUAUCCCGUCGUUUUGCAUGGCUAUUUUUGCUCUCCCUACUAGCUUUACUGAUGAUAUAGAGAGGUUGAUGAACAAGUUUUGGUGGAAUAAUAAGUGUGGUGGUGAGAAAGGCAUACAUUGGAUGCGGUGGGAAAGACUUUGUGUUGAUAAACAGUUAGGGGGUCUUGGCUUCCGUAGCUUACAACUUCUUAACACUGUUAUGCUUGGUAAAACUUGUUGGAGGCUUAUCGAUGACCCCGACACGUUGGUUUGUCGUGUCCUGAAAGCCAAGUAUUUUCGUUCUUGUGGGUUUUUGGACGCUAAAGUUGGUAACAACCCUAGCUUUUUGCUCGGUGCAAGAUCUGGUUCGAAGGGGUGUUAG